Molecule: messenger RNA, 3008 nt
Organism: Seminavis robusta
Lineage: Eukaryota; Bacillariophyta; Bacillariophyceae; Naviculales; Naviculaceae
Source: the annotation of a GenBank genome assembly
GCGUUGUGACAGGUGCUAAAACCUCAUCUCUAUUUACUGUACUAGUAAUAGCGUUAGAGGUUUUGCGAGGUCCAAAAAUUUCUAGAAAACAUCCACGCGGCUUCCCGUACCGUACAAGUAGUAGGCGUCUGUAAGUCAGUACGAGAACAGAAUUUCGUUUGUUUAGUCGAAUGAGUCGACUAGUACGUGCCCGGAAUUUUGGCGUUUGAGUCGAGCUAGUCAAUUGUGCCCUUCCAGAACCUUCUCUUUCUCCCUCACAUUCUACGUAGCAUUGUACGCAAUUUGACUACCAGGAAGAUUCCUUUCGAAUCCAAAAGCAAUGCCAAGGCAGUGAGUUGGCAUUUCACUCAACUCAGUCUGUCCAUAUUUUUCGAGAAGGUGAGUAAAAGAAUUCUUUUGUUGUUGAAAAUGGCGGAAGGGCUGUGUGGUUGAAUGUUGGCCUUGUUUGAGGUUGCUGUGUUGGAAAAGAAGGGCUAAGGGUGCAAGGAUAACAGUGGAGGGAGAUCUACCGGUAAAACAGGAAGAGCUGUGGCUGAAUUUCAAUUUCCCUUCUUCCAUUCUUGCACUACAAACUUGUCCGAGGUUGGGACAACUUGGCGAGGCCGGGAAUGAGCCCUUUGAAGCUCUUGGGCACGAGACAUCAAACAGAAACACACCAAUGAAGAAAGAACCGCAACACAGCGAGGCUUCAGCCAGAGUAAUGCUGAGUCUCUACAGGUCGACAAGCAAACAACAAACGCCUUCAUUUCCAAACAAACAGUUCCUCUACAAGCAACAACAAGAUGAAGUUUGGAAAAACUCUCUGCGAUCGCACUUUGAAGGAAUGGCGUUUCUAUACUGUGGACUACGAGGCCCUCAAGAGGGCUCUCGGUGAAAACGAUUCUAACAGUGACGUUCAGCUGUCCACCACUUGUGUCGACAGAGCCGAGUUUUUCCGCAUUCUGGACGACUCGGAACAAAAGCUGACCAAGUUCUACCAAGAGAAGGAACGCUGGGCCUUUGACUACAUGAAGACUCUUGAGGACCGUGUGACUGCCCUACGAGAAGUGGCGGCUUCGCCAGAGAGCCUCCUCUCUCCCACUCAACCGGGCGGUUUGCCCUCUUCGCCCGCGAGCUCCAAUAAUUCUCUAUCGGAUAAUUCCUUGGAAGACGAGCCAGCUACCCCAGCAUCGGAGCCUACCAUUUUGAACCUUGAAACAACCAUCACCCAACUUGUUGGAAGCAACGAAGGGCUUAAGGAUUCCUACCGAAAAAUGGGAGAGUCCAAGCAUUUCCACAAGUACAUUUACGCCAAGAAAUCCUUGACGACAUUCCACCGUGAACUGGCACUUCUACUGGAAUUUUUGGAGCUCAACAAGACUGCGUUCUCCAAGAUUUUGAAGAAGUUCGACAAGAAGUGCCGCACCUCCAUCCGCGAGGAGCGCUUGGCGAAACUGGCAGAGACACACUCUUUCUUGGAAGGCGACGUCCUUCGUGAGCUCAAGGAUGAAGUUGCUUUCAUGGUGGAGGAAGUUAACAGUCUCAAGCCCAGCCUCCCAAAUGGAUGGGAGAAUCGUAAGGUGUACACCAUUGGAUGCUUUGAUCUGUUCCACAGAGGCCACCAAAAUGUGCUCUUGUCGCUCCGAGAAUUUGGUUGCUACAUCGUUGCUGGUAUCCACGACGACGAGAGCUACAUCAAGCUCAAGAACAAGCCCACAAUCGACAAACUGGAGACUCGAAUGAACAAUGUGAAGCCCUACGUGGACCAGAUCUAUGUCAUCCCUUCGACCGACCCUCUCACGUACAUCAAGAGCAUGGUAUCUGAUCAAGACAUUGCAUCAGGAGGAUGCUGCUACGCAAGAGGGGACGACAUGCUUAAGUUCCCAGGCCGCGACUGGGUGGAGAGUGCCAUGCCUGUUCAUUUUGUGCCGCGCACAGAGGCAUGCAGUUCAACACUACUCCGCACCAUUUAUCAUGCACAGGACGAAAGUCUUCGAGCGAAGGCUGCCUUUGCUAAGACACGCUACGACGGCAAGCCCGUGGACGAACAAGGCAACGUUUUGAAAUUGAAUCAGUAAAGUGACUGCGCUCGCACGCUACCCGUACUUGUUUGACUUGCUGUAUUUGCCCUCACCGCGAAAAGCUUUGAGAGACCGCGUGCUAUUUUAGGAAACCCAAAAAAGUUAGUUUUGUUGUUGUGGACUCAUUUCGGGCCACUAUUCUUGUCGUUGCUAAUGCGUAUGAAGUAACUAAAUUAAUGUGUAAACAAAUUGAUACUAUUGCGUGGUCGCUGUUGCCCUUCUAGCAAACCGUAUUAUCCACAGUCCUUCAGAUUGAUCAACUCGAAGUGAUGGGAGGUCUGGGUUUACCCUGGUUGUUACGUUCCCCGUGCUCAGUAUGUACUGGUUAGGGCUGCCCUCGUGGUUGUUGGGUUCCCCAUGUCCGGCGCUGUAGCGGUAGGGAAGGGAAGUGGGACCUCGACUCGACUCGACUCGACUCGAUUUCACGUUCCCCGGCUGUCUUGCUGCAGUGUUGACCUCAACUGGAUGAGGCCUCGUAACAGAAAUCUUAUCUUCCACGCUUUGCGCCGGCUUGCCGAGGUUUCGGCUCACGGUUGGACCUACGAUCGAGUCGAGUCAGUCAGGGUGGACUAGUCUAGUUUCCACGUUUCCACCGUAAAAGGGUGAAGAGUGAACCCGAGCGAUAGUGGCAGACACAGUCACUCCGGAACGAAGGUGCGUUCUCCUCUUCUCAAACCACUUGAAGCAGAAUACAACAAGCGUGCUGGCCAGUUCGUACAUGUAGAGGCUGGGAGCCCGAGCCCAAAAAGCUCUCUAGGCCAUGGGGUUUGUCCGAAGUCCUCGGGCAACCAUCUUCUAGCUCUACUAGAGGCCCUGGCUGGCCAUCAUGAUAUCACCCGAGAUCCGAGAUGGAGGGGUCUAAUUCGAUUCUACCGGUACGAUGUACCUGGUAGCUAGCUAGCUGGGUAAUUGCUACGCCCGCCCUGACUACUCGACUGGCUAGCUAGA